UUGCAAAGAAGACAUAAAUGGCAAACGAUUUUCGAAAUAGCCUCGCCUGUGAUAUUUUCAUUGUUUUUAAUACUAAUAAGAUGUCUUGUAAAUCCAAGUGCAAAACCAGAUAUUGUAUAUCAACCAUUUCUCCCAACCUACUUUAACAUAAGUGGCAGAACGUUAGGAAAUCUUACCACAGCAAAAAGAGAAGGAACUCUAGCAUUUUCACCUGAAAAUCCACUGACACGGAAAGUAACAGAAGAUGCGAUGGCAAUGGUCGCACUGGAUAAUCUCAAUGGCCUUUUGGCUUUGUUAUUUGACACCAAAAUGUUACCACAGCCAAAAGGUUUUAAAAAUUCAAGUGAUUUAGAGAAAGCGCUAACUCAGCCGAAUGUUAUGAAUCACAUUUUGGUUGGCAUUCAGUUUGAUGACAAUAUGUCAAAUGCAACGAGUUGGCCUGAUGAUAUAUCUGUUACACUGAGAUUUCCUGCUGUGAUGAGAACUCCUAUGGUAGAACAUCCAUUAAGAGCUAGUUGGAGGACUAAUUUGCUAUUUCCUGUGUUUCCCCGACCUGGGCCAAGGGAACCAGAUGAUUUAUAUGGAGGGAAACUUCCAGGUUAUUCACCAGAAAUGUUCUUAGCGGUCCAACAUGCUGUAUCGCAGGAAAUAAUAAAACAAAAAUCAGGAAAAUCAAUCAACACAAAAGUAUAUCUUCAACGUCUACCUCAGAUUGCAUAUAGAGAAGAUGAUUUGUUAAUAGCUUUAGAGAGAUUUAUAUCUAUGAUAAUUAUGUUAUGUUUUGCAUACAGCUUUGUUAAUACAGUUAGAGUUGUAACAUCUGAGAAAGAGUUGCAACUAAAGGAAACAAUGACCGUUAUGGGGCUGCCCUCAUGGCUACAUUGGCUUGCAUGGUUCAUCAAACAGUUUUCUUUUCUAUUUAUAUCUGUUAUUCUUAUGGUAAUAUUAUUUAAGACUCCUUUCAACUCAACAGCAGCUGGUGACAAGUAUGCUGUUCUGACAUUUACACCAUGGUCGGUUUUGUUGUUUUUUAUGGUGCUAUUUGUUAUAGCCUCAUUGGCAUUCUGCUUCAUGGUCAGUGUUUUCUUCUCAAGAGCGAACACCGCCGCUUCAUUUAUGGGUCUUGCGUGGUUUUCUACCUACUCUGUGUUCAUGCUGACCCAAGUCCUAUAUGAAGAUAUCAGUUUGUCCACUAAGCUUUUGUUGAGUUUAAUUUCUAAUACGGCCAUGGGAUACGCAUUUCAAAUGAUUAUUAUAUGCGAAGGCACUUCUAGAGGGUUACAGUGGAAUGAAUUUUUUACUUCGAUAUCUUACCACGACCAGUUUCAGCCGGGGCAUGUCGUUCUUAUGUUAAUACUAGAUACAAUACUCUAUAUGUUGAUAGCAAUGUACGUAGAGAAAAUUAGGCCUGGAUUGUACGGAGUGCCAUUGCCUUGGUACUUUCCUUUCACCAAAAACUUUUGGUGGCCCAAUAAAAAGAAAACUGCAAGAAUAACCAAGAAGGACGGGAUUGACACGGAAUAUAACGAUGCUCUUUUACAAGUCGUCCACGAUGAAGAACCAAAAGGUGUUCCGAUGGGUAUUUGCAUAGAGAAUCUCACUAAAAUAUACAAAGGUCGAAAAAAGGCUGUAGAUAAUUUAAAUCUCAGAAUGUACGAGAAUGAAAUAACAGUGUUAUUAGGUCACAAUGGCGCCGGAAAAACAACCACCAUUUCUAUGCUGACAGGUAUGAUUCCACCCACGUCUGGAUCCGCCUCUAUUAACGGGUAUAAUAUUGUGACUGAAACGGAGCUUGCUCGCAAAUCUCUUGGUAUUUGUCCACAACACAACGUCCUUUUUCCUGACCUCACUGUCGCCGAACAUAUUAUAUUUUAUUCACGGUUAAAAGGUGUGCAUAAAAACAAAAUCCAAAAUGAAGUCGACCAUUUUGUUAAGCUUCUUGAAUUAGAAGCAAAGAGAGACGUUGUGUCAAAAAACCUAUCGGGCGGUCAAAAGCGUCGAUUAUCAGUUGGUGCUGCUAUGUGCGGUUCUUCGCGCGUAGUUUUACUGGAUGAACCGACAUCAGGGCUGGAUCCUGCUGCAAGGAGAUCCUUAUGGGAUUUGCUACAAAAAGAAAAGAAAGGACGAACGAUGAUUUUGACAACGCACUUCAUGGAUGAAGCUGACGUAUUAGGCGACAGAAUCGCCAUCAUGGCCGGUGGGCGCUUGCAAUGCAUCGGAACUCCUUACUUCCUUAAAAAGCAUUACGGUAUCGGCUACAAGCUCACCAUUGUGAAGACUGAAGAGUGUAACGUUGAAAAUGUCACGACUUUCUUUAAAAGCUUUGUGCCGGAUAUCAAAGAAAACACUAAUAUAGGUUCUGAGUUGACAUACAUAUUGUCCAAUGAACAGGUUAGUAAGUUUCCUGACAUGCUCAGGGAAUUUGAGGAAAAACGAGAGUCUAUGCAUGUAUCCAGCUACGGUCUGUCGGUUACUAGCCUCGAGGAAGUCUUUAUGAAAGCUGGUGUAGAAGAUCAUUCGGAAGUGUCUUCGGGCAAAAAAAAUAAUCACGUCAGUAUGAACGACUGUGCAGUUGUACCUAUAGAAGUACAUCAAAACAAUAUAGUGUCAAACGAACCAAUACAAAAAGUUAGAGGAUUUCGAUUGCUUAGAAACCACAUAAAAGCAAUGUUCCUAAAGCUCAUUCACAACACAAUGAGGAAUAAACUUGCAGCUUUUAUCCAGUUCGUUACUCCUAUCAUUAACAUAACGCUAUCGGUAAUAAUAGCUCGAUCCUGGAAAUUCUUAUCACAAUUGCCACCAUUGGAGUUGAGCUUAGAGAAUGGCUAUAGAGCCACGGAGACUUUAAUGUCUCAAGGUAUGAAUUUAACUGAGGGUAGUCUAGAAAACAAAGCCAUGUUAGCAUACAAAGAUUACUUCAAAUCCUCCACGAAAGCUGGAAUGAAGAUCAAUGACCUGGGGACAAUGAAUUUGGGAAAAUUUUAUAUGAAACUCUGUGAGGCAGACUUGUCUCGUGUGCGCUAUGAAAACCUGAUAGGUGCCACAUUCGCCCCGCAUCGCAUAACGGGUUGGUUUAGCAAUUUUGGGUAUCACGACUCGGCCGUCUCGCUCGCCCUCGUAAACAACGCAAUAAUGCGUGCCCUGUCACCCGGCAGUACUUUGCGAAUUAUAAACCAUCCUCUACCUUAUUCAAUAGAAAAUUUGGUUAGGAUCAUGGCAACAGGAAGCAGUAUGGGAUUUCAAUUUGCAUUCAACAUCGGAUUUUGCAUGGCUUUUGUUACAUCCUUCCUUGUCCUUUUUGUGAUAAAGGAACGCGUAAGCGGUGCGAAGCUGCUUCAGCGAGUGUCAGGCGUACGACCGGCUGUGAUGUGGGGCAGCGCCCUAAUAUGGGACUGGGCGUGGCUGUUCUUAGUGCAUCUGUGCAUUAUCCUUACUCUCGCAUGCUUUCAGGAGAAUACGCUCUCAACUCCGGAAGAACUAGGCCGAGUCCUCCUAGUCUUAAUGGUGUUCUCGCUGGCGACUAUACCAUUACACUAUUUGGCGUCUUUUUACUUCGAGGCCGCUGCUACUGGAUUCUCAAAAAUGUGUUUCAUGAACAUUUUCUGUGGGUGCAUGCCAUUUCUUAUAACUGAGGUGUUGAGGUUGCCUGAAGUAGGCAGCCCGUACUAUGCGCAUAUAUUUGAUUGGAUAUUUUCGCCCUUGCCCAUUUACUGCAUUAGUCGAAGUUUCAGGGACAUGAGCGUGUCAUCGUUCUCGAUGCUGGCGUGCGAUGGGCUGUGCGAGCAGUUCGUGAACAUCGACAACUGCACGCGGCACACCAUCUGCCAGCACCUCAACAUCACGGUUUGUUGUAUUGAAGACAACCCGUUCUUAAAAUGGAGUGAACCGGGUAUUGGUCGCUAUUUGUUUAUGAUGGCGCUAGUUGGUGUGAUCUCAUUCACAAUUCUGCUUAUCAAGGAAUAUGAAGUUUUGAACAAGAUAUUUUAUAAAGAUAGUCCACACAUACCACCCCCGGUAGACUCAACAGAAGACAGCGAUGUAGCAGCCGAACGUUCUUUCGUACAACAACUUACCCGAACGGAGAUCGAACAGCAGAGUCUAGUGUGCAGGGAUCUCACUAAGUACUACAAGGAUUUCUUAGCAGUAAAUCGAAUCUCCUUUGCUGUGCACAAGAGCGAGUGCUUCGGGCUGCUGGGCGUGAACGGCGCGGGCAAGACGAGCACGUUCCGCAUGCUGACGGGCGACGCGCGCAUCUCCUGCGGCCACGCCUACGUGCACGGGCUGCCCAUCAAGUCGCGCCUGCAGGACGUCUACCGGCACAUCGGCUACUGUCCCCAAUUCGACGCACUGUUGGACAAUUUGACGGCAAGAGAAACACUCCGAAUUUUCUGUUUACUACGCGGCAUCCCAGUGAAAGUUGGAUCUACAAGAGCCCUGCAUUUGGCCGGAAUGCUCGGCUUUACAAAACAUUACGAUAAGAAGAUUUACGAAUGCAGCGGUGGCACAAAAAGAAAAGUGAGCACAGCACUGGCUCUACUGGGUGACUCGCCACUUGUUUUCUUGGAUGAACCAACCACAGGAAUGGAUCCGGCUUCGAAGCGCCUCGUGUGGUCCGCCAUUAACGAGGCGGUGAUAGCGGGCCGCAGCGUCGUGCUCACGUCUCACAGCAUGGAGGAGUGCGAGGCGCUUUGUUCGCGUCUCACUGUGAUGGUUAACGGACGCCUCUUCUGCCUCGGUCCAUUGCAGCAUCUUAAGAGCAAGUUCUCGCAAGGUUAUACGCUUAUAGUAAAAUGCAAAUCCGGUCCAGACAGAGACAAUAAUGUUGCCACCAUUAACCAACAUAUAUUAGAAAAUUUCAAGGAAGCGAAACUAAUUGAAACAUACCUGGGCAUCAGCACGUACUACAUAAAAGACAUCAACUUGCCGUGGUGGCGCGUGUUUCACAUCAUGGAGGAAGGUCGGCUGCAGUUUCCUAUAGAAGACUACUCUGUCGCACAAACCACGCUCGAACAAGUUUUCCUCGGUUUCACGAGAAUGCAAGGUAACAAAGAGUAA
Molecule: messenger RNA, 5055 nt
Organism: Parnassius apollo (apollo)
Lineage: Eukaryota; Metazoa; Arthropoda; Insecta; Lepidoptera; Papilionidae
Source: the annotation of a GenBank genome assembly